UGGCGGCUCCCAUGAAUGUGAUGAAAUGUGUGUUACCACGUUUAUGAUCAAAUCGGUUUACGCUUAUAACAGCAUCGACUAGCAAGCUAUGGAUGGGAAAAGCAGCACCAAAAAAAAAGGAAAAACGGCUAAAACACGUCGUGAAACUGCGGUUCAGGGCACAAACGAUCACAGCAUUGUCAGCAAGUGUUCAAUGGCAGGCGCGGGUUAUUUUCAAGAUGAUUUUCUCAAAUUCUUUGUGGCCAAGACAUCAAGGAGAGCUCCACUAAUUCACAGGGGCUACUACAUUCGCGCGAAGACUGUGAGUGUUAUUGUAAAUGAAUUCCUUCAGCGUCAUGGCUCAAAACCCAAACAGAUUGUCUCCCUUGGAUCCGGGUUCGAUUCUGCAUAUUUCCGAAUGAAAUCAGCUGGACAACUACAAAAUGCAAUGUAUAUCGAGAUUGACUUCCCAGAGGUUGUGAAACGAAAGAAUGCGAUUAUCAAAAACACCAGUGAACUGAGUGACUUGCUUGGUGAAGAGCUGACUCUCGAGGCAACAUCUCCACAUAUAGAGAUCAAUCGUCAUGACUACAAGAUGCUCGGGGUCGACCUAACCCAGCUGAACACCCUUGAAGCAGCUCUGCGUUUGUGUCAGGUGGACUUCGAUGCCCCGACUCUUCUGCUGUCUGAAGUCGUCCUCACAUACAUGACCCGUCGAUGUGCCUCUGCUGUUGUGAAGUGGGCAGCCGAGACGUUUUCAGACGGUGCCUUCCUAAUUUAUGAACAGAUUAACCCCAACGAUCCAUUUGGUUUGUUCAUGCAAAAGCACUACAAAGUGAUUGGGUCUCCACUGAAGUGUAUCAACGCCUUCCCUACCCUGCAGUCACAGGUGGACAGGUUUGUGUCACUGGGCUGGAACUGGUGUGAGGCGUAUGACAUGAACCAAUUCUACAAGGACCUAGUGGGUCAGAAAGAGAAGGUCUACAUCAACAGCCUGGAGCCAUUCGAUGAGUACGAAGAGAUGCACCUCAAGUGUUCCCAUUACUUUGUGCUAUGUGCCUACUCCACACCCCGAGUUGGUCUGCUUCAGGAAAACAGAAUCAUGCAAGUUUCAGCUGAUGAUUCAUAUUCCAAAUCAAAACCAGAAAAUGUUCCUGAGUUAGUGAAAGUUCUCCCGCCUAAAGAAGACUCUAACGCAGAAACCAGUUCCAUCAAGCGAUUCAGCCACACCAGCUCCAGAGUGGACGAGCACUUCAUUGCCACAGUUGGAGGAUUUGGAGAACAAGAUGGCCGCCACCAGCGAAUCUCUGAAGUCAAGAUGACAAACGUGGAAACACUGAAUGGCUAUUCCAUAAAGACAAACAAUGAGACUCUUGAAAUGGCUCGAAUGCAUCACAGCUUGGAUGUUUUGGAAGACGGAACUCUGGUAUUGUUUGGUGGCCGAAUCUCUCCCUACCGUCUGUGCUCACAGCUUAUUAAGCUCAAACUGACCGCAACGAAGAAGGAUUCAAAUUCAAGUUUGAAUGAAACUGAAACGGGUGUUGUGUCAAAUGCACAAACUGAUUUAGUCAACAAAUUAGCUACCUGUGAUAUUGAUACUGGAAACAUUUGUUCAAAAGCAAAUAUACAGAAAGCUAGCUGUGAUACUUCUGGUGGCGCAUGUGUUACAGAGGAUACAGAUUUGCAGCCACCAGCUGUACCUCAUAACAUGGACCACAAGUCUGAUGUAAAUAGUGACAAUGAACCACAGUGUUUGAAAGAAGAGGACAAAAUGUCUAUAAGCGAUUCUGUCCAUCAUAAAAAGAGUAAAAAGGGUGCGAGAAUCCAAAAGAAGGGGGGGCAUCCAAUAAAGAAGGGGGGUAACUCUAAAAAUGUUAACUCAGAAGUGGAGAAGGGAGAUAACUCAUGUAGGGACUGGAGUUUUGACAUGGAGUCCAGUGUUCUGGAACAGAAGGGAGAUGUGCCAUGCCUGAGAUGGAGACAUGCCACAACAAGAGUCACUAUCAAAGGUGAAGAGAUGGUGCUGUUGUAUGGAGGCCGGAACUCCACAGACGCUGCCCUCCAAGACUGCUACUUGUUGAAUCCGAAGACAGGAGUCUGGAAACAGGUGGACCUUGAAGGGGAGAACCCUGGGUGUCGUCAGUCCCACACCCUCACAUCCUGGGGGGACAAGAUGAUCCUGUACGGGGGACUGAAUGAGUUCCUCCUCCCCCACAAUACAGUGUACUGUCUGGACCUACCCACCCUCACAUGGAAGAGAAUCUCGGUCACUGGCGCCCUCCAGCCGAGGUAUUCGCACACAUGUCAUGUGACAGACAACAUGUUGGUGGUGAUUGGUGGAGUCAAUCUAUCCCAUGGUACACCUGGAGUGGCUCUCCUCGAUCUCCACACAGGGAAGUGUGUGGAGUAUGACCUGCCAAGUGCUGAGAAGGACAACCUGAAAAUGUUCCACAAGCAUUCCAGUGUCAGUAUAGCUGAUGGGCAGUUUCUCAUCAUCGGAGGCGGGGGAAACUGUUUCUCUUUUGGUUCACAUCUCAACGCCUCGCCGUUUCUCCUGGAUAUAAGUCUGUGCCUGCAACACUUCGUGCAGAAUGCCUGAACAGAAGUGCCACAGUGGAAACUGACACAACAUUAAUUUCCGGUGGCCAUUAGCAGAAUGUUACACAUGACAAAGGAAUGAGGGUCUUGAUGGGGGUGGGGUGGGGGGUGUCACAGUUCAGUAGUCUGUAAAAUUUGGA
Molecule: messenger RNA, 2717 nt
Organism: Haliotis rubra (blacklip abalone)
Lineage: Eukaryota; Metazoa; Mollusca; Gastropoda; Lepetellida; Haliotidae
Product: tRNA wybutosine-synthesizing protein 4-like
Biological process (GO): wybutosine biosynthetic process; tRNA methylation
Molecular function (GO): protein binding; tRNA methyltransferase activity
Source: RefSeq, a predicted model, not a curated record